UCCGCCCUGUCUCCCCCCCACUCGUGGAUCUCGUGUGCUGAGUGGUACAAGCCGGUUAGCAUGCCACUCUCAUACGCAAUAUCUAAUUAAAAUAAAUACGAGUCGUAAUUAUAAAUCAAACAAAUAUCUGCAGUUGGAGCAAAGUCGCUGAAAUAUUGGCGCCAAGGAGGGAGUGGGUUGGUGGACAGAGGGGCGCGUGGCGGUGGGAAGUGCUCUCCUAACCAGAUCCUCCAGCACGGCUCGCUCAGAACAUGGCGGAACACCACACCGCCUCCGAUUGUAAGCACAAAGCGAGCUCCAACGCCGGGAGUUCGGUCUCUGGCAACGGGCGACCUAACUCCCCGGCUGGAUGUAGCGGGGGAGGCCUGUCCGGUGGACUGACGCAACCGGCGGGAUGGCAGUCGUUGCUGUCGUUCACCAUUCUGUUUCUGGCCUGGUUGGCAGGAUUCAGCUCUCGACUUUUCGCAGUUAUCCGUUUCGAGAGUAUCAUCCACGAGUUUGACCCCUGGUUUAACUACAGAUCGACUCAUCAUCUCACCACCAAUGGCUUUUAUGAGUUCCUGAACUGGUUUGAUGAGAGAGCUUGGUACCCGCUGGGCAGAAUAGUAGGGGGGACGGUGUAUCCUGGUUUAAUGGUAACUGCGGGGUUGAUUCACUACAUACUGAAUCUGCUCCACGUGACGGUGCACAUCCGCGAUGUUUGCGUGUUCCUGGCUCCCGUUUUCAGCGGCCUGACCUCCAUUUCCACAUUUUUGUUGACGCGUGAGCUGUGGAAUCAGGGUGCGGGGCUGCUGGCGGCAUGUUUCAUUGCCAUCGUACCCGGCUACAUCUCUCGCUCCGUUGCCGGCUCGUUCGACAAUGAGGGUAUUGCCAUUUUCGCCUUGCAGUUCACCUACUACCUCUGGGUGAAGUCUGUGAAAACUGGCUCAGUCUUCUGGACCAUCGGCUGCUGCCUCUCGUACUUUUACAUGGUGUCUGCAUGGGGAGGCUACGUCUUCAUCAUCAACCUGAUUCCCCUCCACGUGUUUGCGCUUCUCCUUAUGCAGCGUUUCAGCAGGAGGCUGUACAUCGCCUACAGUACCUUUUAUAUAGUGGGCCUGGUGCUGUCCAUGCAGAUCCCAUUUGUCGGCUUCCAGCCCAUCAGGACAAGCGAGCACAUGGCUGCUGCAGGUGUUUUCGCAUUGCUUCAGGCCUAUGCCUUUCUGCAGUACCUGAAAGACAGGCUGACCAGGCAAGAGUUUCAGACGCUGUUCUUUCUGGGAGUCUCUCUGGCAGCAGGACUGGUUUUCCUCACUGUUAUUUACCUGACUUACACAGGGUACAUUGCUCCUUGGAGUGGGCGCUUUUACUCGCUGUGGGACACUGGAUACGCAAAGAUCCACAUUCCCAUCAUCGCCUCCGUCUCAGAGCACCAGCCCACCACGUGGGUCUCUUUCUUCUUUGAUCUGCACAUCCUGGUCUGUACCUUCCCAGCCGGGCUCUGGUUCUGCAUCAAGAAUAUCAACGAUGAGAGAGUUUUCGUGGCUCUGUACGCCAUCAGCGCCGUGUACUUCGCCGGGGUAAUGGUGCGUCUGAUGUUGACUCUCACCCCGGUCGUGUGCAUGCUCUCAGCCAUCGCCUUCUCCAGCGUGUUCGAGCACUACCUGGGAGAUGACAUGAAGCGCGAAAACCCGCCGGCUGAGGACAGCAGUGAUGAGGAUGACAAGAGGAAUCAGGGGAAUCUUUAUGAUAAGGCAGGCAAAGUACGAAAGCAUGUGUCGGAGCAGGACCGACCGGAGGAGGGCUUGGGACCCAACAUCAAAAGCAUCGUGACCAUGUUGAUGCUGAUGUUACUGAUGAUGUUUGCCGUGCACUGCACCUGGGUCACCAGCAAUGCCUACUCCAGUCCUAGCGUUGUACUGGCAUCAUACAACCAUGACGGAUCGAGGAACAUUUUGGAUGAUUUUCGUGAAGCUUAUUACUGGCUCAGACAGAACACGGAUGAGCAUGCUCGGGUCAUGUCCUGGUGGGAUUACGGCUAUCAGAUUGCAGGCAUGGCCAAUCGCACGACGCUGGUGGACAACAAUACGUGGAAUAAUAGCCACAUAGCACUGGUUGGUAAAGCUAUGUCCUCUAAUGAAAGUGCAGCCUAUGAGAUUAUGAAGUCCCUGGAUGUGGAUUACGUCCUGAUCAUUUUCGGAGGAGUGAUCGGAUAUUCGGGCGACGAUAUUAACAAGUUCCUGUGGAUGGUGCGCAUUGCAGAGGGAGAGCACCCUAAAGAUAUUCGGGAAAGUGAUUAUUUUACACCACAGGGCGAGUUUAGGGUGGAUAAGGCCGGAUCGCCCACUCUGCUCAACUGCUUGAUGUAUAAAAUGUCUUACUAUCGCUUUGGAGAAAUGCAGCUGGACUUCCGCACACCUCCCGGGUUCGACCGGACACGGAACGCCGAGAUCGGCAACAAAGAUAUCCGUCUGAAGCACCUAGAGGAGGCGUUCACCUCCGAACACUGGCUGGUGCGCAUCUACAGGGUGAAGAAGCAGGAGAACAGACAAGCUUUGGAACACAAGCUCCGUAACAUCUCAGCCAAGCAGAAGUACACCUCAAAAAAGACAGCCAAGAGGAAGCGGGGGCUCAUCAAAAACAAAUUGACGGUGAAAAAAGGCAAGAAACUGAACAAGAAGUCCGUUUAGAUAUUGAAUAAAAAGUUGAGAAUGGGGAAAAAUAGGAAAACAAAAGACAAGGACAAAUGCAACUAGUGAGUAAUCCACCAAUCGAGAACAACAACAAACAUUUGUCGUCUGGCACCGCCCACCUGAGUAUAUUUGAUUGGAGGCUUUCGGUCCUGUGAUUGCCAUGACGACACUGAGGUUCCAUCAUGUGUUCGAGGAUGAAGCACGGAUCGGGAUCGACACCUGUUUUAAUCUAACAACUCUGGACUUCAUUUUGUUGUUUUGUUUUUGUUUUGUUUCUCGUUUUUUCUUUUGUACUUGAAUGUGCUGGCGAAGCAAGAGACGUGGCCGUUUUUUAAAACGGCUUGGCAGUCAAUAUUUUCGUGGUAAUGUAAUAUAACCGAAUGCUUAAACGACCAACGGAUAUGAAUUUAGUGAAGCUCAGUGAACCUUGGAGCACCAAAGAAAAUAUUUUUUGUUUUGUCGACUCGGAGCCUGUGUGAAAUUGUUACCUUUGAUAGAGAUGUAAAAAUAAACGUUGUGGAAUCUGAGGAAUAUGAAUCUGUCUGCAGUCCUGACGCGCAGGGUAACUUGAUAGUUCGCUUUUAAUUCUCUGACGACAACGACGACCCCUUUUCCCAAGUAACAAAAUGCAGUGGGGCUUUGCAGCUCCAAAUUUUUUUUUUGUUUCUUUGACUCGGUUAUUAGUAAUGUUUAACUAUUGUGGUGAUUUUGAUAAAUAAUUUGUUCAUUACAUUUGAAUGUCGUUUCUAUUGGUUGUAAGAUUUUAAAGUUUAUGCAAUAAUUCGAAAAUCAAAACGGUUGUUUGAAGAAUCCACUUUUGUUCAUUUAUUUCUCGUGUUUUGUCCAGAGGUUUACUGCGAAAGUUUGCAAAGAUGUUUAUUUCCUUUUUUGACUAAAGUUUCAGGCUAAUAAGGAAUUUUCCGACUGAUUGUCUGCCAGGACAAAGUGUGAAUUAGUUGUAGGUUUAUAAAAUGCUGCAUUAUUAGUCUGAAUGCACUUUGUCUUAGUUCAAAUUAAUCUGGAUCCACUACUGAGUAGCAUGCAGGUGGAGAGUGCGUGUUUUUAGUGUGACUAUUCCCAUCUUUUUAACAUUGAAAGGACGCUUCCUGCAACAGCAAAUAGGUUUGGGCUUUCCUCGGUUCUUAAGUGCUGUCAUUAUAACUUCCCUAUAUCUUUUGUUUUCUGCCUUUCUGGUUUCCAACUUUAUGUAUUGCCUUUGCUUCAUGUUUUGUUUUCCUGUAAUAUAAUUGGAAGAAAAUUUUUGCUUUUCCCCUCUCUGCAUAACAUUAUCCAUAUGUUGUUCUCAGAGGGCUCCGAAUCUUAGGAAGGUAUUUAUUAACACGAAUGAAAUUGAAGAGGAGGAAGCCUUUCAUCUUGAAAUGCAAAAACUGUCAUUUUUCUUUUUCACGUAAAAAGUUAUUCCAUAAAUUGUAAGAAAAAGAAAAAAAUUCAAAAACAGAUUGGACGCGGCAGAGAUGCUGUUGUGAGUUGAUGCAUUGUGAUUAAAAGACUCGGAUGAAAGAA
This is a messenger RNA of Paramisgurnus dabryanus, 4196 nucleotides long. It is a transcript of the gene stt3b, whose product is annotated as STT3 oligosaccharyltransferase complex catalytic subunit B. NCBI's taxonomy places the organism in Eukaryota, Metazoa, Chordata, Actinopteri, Cypriniformes, Cobitidae. Gene Ontology annotation, molecular function: dolichyl-diphosphooligosaccharide-protein glycotransferase activity. Gene Ontology annotation, cellular component: membrane. The record is from RefSeq and is a predicted model, not a curated record. Gene Ontology annotation, biological process: post-translational protein modification.